UUCCAACCAACCCAAACUACACUCCACUCCACCAACCCAUUCCAUAAUCACCAAAACAAACCAAAACAAAACAAAGGAAGGAGAAAGAUAUUCAAAAUGGCCGACAAACUCCGCACGAUCCAAAACCUCGAGGCGAUGCAAGCGCGGUACGUCGGUACUGGCCACGCGGACACGACGAAAUACGAAUGGGUAUCGAACAUUGUCCGGGAUAGCUACGCCUCGUAUAUUGGUCAUCCGCCUAUGUUGUCGUAUAUGGCGUUGGGAAUGGGCGAGUCGAAGGAGAAGGUUCGCGCGGCGAUGAUUGAGAAGAUGGUUAGAGGGGCGGGGAAUCCGCCGGAGACGCAGGAAUAAUCUAUUACUAUUACUGUUACUCAUGGGGGGAUUGGUGGUGGGGUUUGAGGGAUGGGGGUGAGAUGAUAUGAGUUGAAGGAGUUGGGUGUUUGAUGGGGGAGUAUUGUGGAAGGAGAUAGAUGAUGGAUGGUGGGAUUGUGUCAUGCAGGUAUUUGCAUACUACUGGAGUUCAAUGGUGGGUUAAUGGCGUUGGCGUGGAGGUUUCACAUGCAUUACAUUACAUACUAAGGAUAUGGACUAAGAUGGGUUAAA
Messenger RNA from Aspergillus piperis CBS 112811, 603 nucleotides. Its product is annotated as splicing factor 3B subunit 5 family protein. Gene Ontology annotation, cellular component: U2 snRNP; precatalytic spliceosome. The record is from RefSeq and is a predicted model, not a curated record. The transcript is spliced from 2 exons. NCBI's taxonomy places the organism in Eukaryota, Fungi, Ascomycota, Eurotiomycetes, Eurotiales, Aspergillaceae. Gene Ontology annotation, biological process: mRNA splicing, via spliceosome. The coding region runs from base 97 to 351 and encodes 84 amino acids.